Molecule: messenger RNA, 261 nt
Organism: Tetrapisispora phaffii CBS 4417
Lineage: Eukaryota; Fungi; Ascomycota; Saccharomycetes; Saccharomycetales; Saccharomycetaceae
Gene: MIC10
Product: Mic10p
Exons: 1
Coding region: 1-261 (86 amino acids)
Cellular component (GO): MICOS complex; mitochondrion; mitochondrial inner membrane
Source: RefSeq, a predicted model, not a curated record
AUGUCUGAACAAAAAAAUAACAAUAACCUUGAAUUGACGUCUCCAAAAUCCAUUCUAAAUGAUAAAUGGGAUGUUGUAUUGUCUAAUAUGUUGGUCAAAACGGGUCUAGGCUUCGGUGUAGGUGUGGUCACUUCGAUCCUAUUAUUUAAACGUCGUGCUUUCCCUGUAUGGCUAGGUAUUGGAUUUGGUGUGGGCAGAGGCUAUUCAGAUGGCGAUGCUAUCUUCCGUUCUGCUGCUGGUUUAAGAUCAACGAGGAUAUAA